AUGGGAGAAAUACUUGGUAUUGGCGCCACUCACUAUCCCCCGGGAUUGGUGCCCGACGAAUACAAGCCCUGGCCCUUGAUCCGGAUGUUGAAGACCAACCGUAUUCCUGAGCAUAUGAAGAACCCAGCCAACUGGCCGGCAGAAAUGCAGGCCGAGUGGGGCAAUGACGAGGGAAUUACUGCCCACAAGGCUCACCGCGCCAAGGUAUUCAAUGCGUUCAGGAAGCUACGCGAAGAAAUAGAUGCCUUCAACCCCGACUUUAUAGUGCUCUGGGGCGACGACCAGUACGAAAAUUUCCGUGAAGACAUUAUCCCGCCCUUCUGUGUCCUGGCCUACGACCAGAUUGACUUCCAGCCCUACCACCGCAUUGGCGAUCGGCCCAAUGUCUGGGACGAGCCCAAGGACAAGGUUUUCAGCGUCCCCGGCCAUCAGGCGGCAGGCCGCUACCUGACCCGCCGACUGAUUGAGCAGGGUGUGGACAUGGCCUACGCCUACAAGCCGUUGCACGAGAAGGCCGGUCUGGGUCACGCCUUUGCCAACACCUUGCUGUUCCUUGAUUUGGACCGCAAAGGCUUUAACUAUCCGGUGCUGCCCGUGGCGGUAAACUGCUACGGCAGCAACGUGGUACGGAUGCGUGGUGGUGCCGAAGUCUUUGAAGAGGAACUCGACCCGCCUUCGCCCACCCCUCGCCGGUGCUUCGAGGUGGGGCAGGCCACGGCCCGGGCCCUGAUUGACAGUCCCUAUCGUGUGGUGCUGAUGGCAUCCUCCAGUUGGUCCCAUGCCUUCCUGACCGAGAAGAAUAGCUGGGUCUAUCCCGAUCUGGAAGCCGACCGGGUGCUGUUGGAAGCCCUGCGCAAGGGCGAGUACGACACCUGGAAGAACUGGACGCUGCACCAGGUUGAGAAUUCAGGGCAGCAGGAAACACUGAACUGGCAAUGCCUGGUGGGCGCCAUGGCCGAGCUUGACCGCCGUCCCGACUACCUGGAAUGGGCGGAGUGCUGGAGCUUCAACGCCCCCAAGUGCCUGGCGGUGUUCAAGUAG
This is a messenger RNA of Geodia barretti, 1041 nucleotides long. The record is from the annotation of a GenBank genome assembly. Lineage: Eukaryota; Metazoa; Porifera; Demospongiae; Tetractinellida; Geodiidae.